CCACUCAUCCCCCAUGCAGCCCUGUUUUAGUUAUAUUUAGUUGUAUUAUACGCUGGUCCAUCACCAUCUACAGAAGGUAUUUCUUGGUGUCAUCAUUGAACUCCAUAUUUGCUGAGAUAAAUAUGAGCUAUUGGGGCGUUGAUGUGACAAUCCCGUUUUGGCAGCCUCUGCGUCAUGCCCAUGAGAGAGUUGAUUAUCUGAACAUACCUUACCAAAAUGUCACGCUGGCUGCCCCCGGGGAACCCAACCAAAACCCUCUUUCCGGGGCGGGUGUGCGUGCGUAUAUAUGAGGUAGCACCUUGCACCCUAGCAUCAGAGGGCCGCUGACAGAUGUGAAGCUACUUAACGCUCCCAGGCGAGAGGAGAUAAAGAUGCCAACCACAGCUCCCAGUUCGAGAAUCCUGCUUGCGGCCAGAAGACCUGGUGAGUGGACAUCACACAGGAUCAUUCAUGUCGCCACCAUUUGGAGUGACUUUAUUUUCUUAUGUUUGUAGGCAAAAUAUCCCAAAAUGUGGAUCUUUUUAAAGAAAAAAUUCCAGACUAUGAUCCCAACAUCCCAGAGCCGACAAGGAGAGCCGAGCUCCUUAAAUACUGGAUCAACCUUUCUCUGGAUAACAAGACAGCCAAUAAAAUGCUGUGGAUUACGGAGGAUGGAUCCCAAGUGUACCGUAUGACUGAUGACGUAACCUGUCCUGUAUGGGACAGACCGGAAAGAUACGAGUACGUGCCUCAGGUUCUAUGCAAAGAAGGAAUCUUGGGCUUCCGAGCCUACUGGGAAGUCAAGUAUUCCGGAUGGGUGGUGGCCGGGGUCACCCAUGAAGGUGCGGGCCGCAGGGGAAGCGAUGGACCAUGCGGCCUGGGUGAAAACGAACAGUCCUGGGGGCUGGGCUGGGGCGGAUCCCACUACCAGGUGUGGAUCAACGGGAUCAACGAUGAAAUCUCAGACAUUCCACAGUGCAGCACCAUUGGUGUGUACCUGGACCAGCCGGCGGGGGUGGUCAAUUUUUACGCGGUGGAGAAUGAAGAGGGGCAAGGGGGGGGAUUGGGCAGGCAGGAGGUGCGACUCUUGAGGCAGAUUAAAAGCUCCUUCAAGGGGAGGAUGAUGCCUGGUUUCUGGGUUGGACAAAAGUCGUCAUGUAUGCUGAUUCCCAAACAAUAAAACAUAGUUUUUUUUAUUAUUAUAAUUUUUAUGCAUUUCCAUUGGAUCAUACACAUAUUAUGGGCUGAACACCUUAAAGAAGGGAAAAUGCAUGAAUUAUGUUUGUA
This is a messenger RNA of Doryrhamphus excisus (bluestripe pipefish), 1266 nucleotides long. Lineage: Eukaryota; Metazoa; Chordata; Actinopteri; Syngnathiformes; Syngnathidae. The record is from RefSeq and is a predicted model, not a curated record.